UCUCUCUCUCUCUCUCUCUCUCUCUCUCUCUCUCACCCAAAGCCUCACAUUUGAGUCUCAUUAAUUCCACCUAGUUGACCACUGCAUGUGUGUACAUAGGAGUGUCCGUCUGUGCUCCGUACGUGUUACUUUUCGUGGAUUGAUUGAGCGGUGCCAUAAGCUCCAACCACGAUGAAGCAAGUGCUGAUUGCCCUCGCAACGUUAAUAGGCCUAGCUGCUCUGACGCCAGCCCUGGGCUUGUCCAUGGAUUACAGGCGUUUCGAAGGGUCUGUGAGAAACAGGGCAGACGAAAUUUUAAGGGCCUCUAGUAAACACCAUCGCCUUACCAACCUGACGACUCCUGAGAUGAUCAUCGCCAACGGAUACCCAGCGGAAGUCCACCACGUCACGACCGAAGACGGUUACAUCCUUGAGUUGCACAGAAUACCACACGGGCCCAAUGAAACCAGGACCCCUAACGAUCCUAGACCUAUCGUCUUCCUCCAUCACUGUCUCCUCUGCUCCUCGUCGGAUUUCAUCAUGAACGACCCGCCCGAGAAGGCUUUGGCUUACUUGUUGGCAAGUAAGGGCUAUGACGUCUGGUUGGCUAACGCCAGGGGCAACACUUACUCCAAAAAUCAUGUGAGCUUGUCCCCGAGUGAAGAAGCCUUCUGGGAGUUCAGUUGGCACGAGAUGGGCUACUACGACCUCCCAGCUGCCAUAGACUAUGUACUCUACGAAACUGGACAGAAGGACCUGAACUACAUAGGAUUCAGCAUGGGAACCACUGUCUUCUGGGUGCUUAUGAGCGAGCGUCCGGAGUAUGCGUCUAAGGUGAGAUUCAUGGUAGCCAUGGGACCCGUAGCCUUCGUGGAAAACAUGGAAGGCCCACUGAAGUACUUGUCUUGGUUUUCCUCUACUUUUAUGAAAACGUUGAAAUUACUAGGCCGGCACGAGAUAUUCUCCUUCGGAACGUUGAUGGACAAUCUGGUGACGUUUUUCUGCGACGAGGAACGUUGGACGUCGGCCAUCUGUCACAACAGCCUCUUCUUGAUCACCGGCUCCAACCCCGAUCAGCUGAACAAGGAGAUGCUCCCAGUCAUAUUAGCGCAUACCCCUGCAGGGACGUCCGCUCGUACCUUGCACCAUUACCUCCAGGAGGUCAGGUCAGGGUACUUCCGGAAAUUCGACUUUGGAACCAAAGGAAACGAGGAGGCCUAUGGCCAAACUGAUCCCCCAAUAUAUCACCUGGAGAGGGCCACUCCACCUGUGGCCCUGUUUUGGUCCAAAAAUGACUGGCUGGCCUCCCCAGCGGACGUAUUACACUUAUUGGCGAAGUUGCCCCACGUCGUCCACAUAGCCAAGAUCGAGGACGACCACUUCACCCAUCUCGAUUUCAUCUGGGCUCUCCAGGCCGACACUCUCUUAUACUACCCCAUCCUGGAUCUUCUCUCACAGUACCAAGACGGCAAUGCUAUGUAGACAACUGGAAGUGAACGGUUUAUUGGUACAUAUUUUUAUGUUUUUUCUGGGGGGAAAUUUAUUGGUGUAAGUCUUAAUUUAUUUUUUGUUUAUUUUCAGAUUAUAUAUAUAUAUAUAUAUAUAUAUAUAUAUAUAUUUAUAUAUAUAUAUAUAUAUAUAUAUAUAUAUUCUAGGAAAUAUAUUGGGGAGAGUUUAAAUCUAUUUUUUGUUAUCUUCAAAUUUAUAUAUAUAUAUAUAUAUAUAUAUAUAUAUAUAUAUAUAUAUAUAUAUAUAUAUAUAUAUAUAUAUAUAUUCAGUUUCAGAUAUUUUCAAGUUAAAUACAUUUCUUUCUUUAUAUUUCAAGUUUAUCUUCAAACCAUAUUUAUCUCUUCAUUUAUAAAUUGAUUUUACACCUUUUCACUUGGCGAUUUCAUUCAAUAAAAAUUUAUUUUGUUUUAAUAUUAUUGUUUAUUAUCGAGUUUCAUGAUUUUGUACUUAUAACUUUAUGCAAUUAGAGGUACAUUGUUAUGCGCUGGUGAAAAUGUAAUUUUUAUUGAGCAAACUGACAUUGCUAGUAUGUAAUUCCAUGGUUAAUGUAAUCUGAAAAUGUAAUCUUCUGUUUUUCAUUUAUUAUUAUUAUUUUUUUGUAAGCUGGUAUUAUUAUUAUACUGUUUUGGAAUGAAACUAUUUCAUUAAGGAAAUUACUUUUGGACAAUACAGCAGAUAUUUUUUAGGUGUUACUGAGUCUGUAUGAAGGAAGUAUUUAUUUUAGUUGUACACUAUAUUCCCAUUCGAUGAACAAGUAGGAUUAUACUAUAUUUUUUAUGAAGCAAUAAAAUAAUAGUUGUU
Macrobrachium nipponense is the source of this 2289-nucleotide messenger RNA. RefSeq names its product lipase lipl-1-like. Lineage: Eukaryota; Metazoa; Arthropoda; Malacostraca; Decapoda; Palaemonidae. The coding region runs from base 172 to 1461 and encodes 429 amino acids. Gene Ontology annotation, molecular function: hydrolase activity, acting on ester bonds. Gene Ontology annotation, biological process: lipid metabolic process. The transcript has 11 exons. The record is from RefSeq and is a predicted model, not a curated record.